AUGUCAUUGCAUCUGCCUCGUAUUUCGCUUCCAAACUUUUCGGGUGCUUUCCCGGAAUGGGAAAAUUUUCGGGGAAUUUUUGAGUCACUCGUCGACAAAAACAAGUCCCUCACGAAGACUCAAAAGUUACAUUACUUAAAAGCGAGCCUCUCCGGCGAGGCUGCCGUGUUAAUUAAUAAUAUUCAUAUUUCUGACGCGAACUACGAGGCAGCGUGGCAACUUUUUCUCGACGAGUACGACAACCGUAACGCGAUUAUUCACGUGAACAUCCAUUCUUUCGCCGACUUACCAAAAAUGAAAACCGAGAAUGUUCUCGAAUUGAAAAAACUUUGCGAUAGCGUGUCUGCGGCUCUCGCCGCUUUAACGAAUCUCGAGCGUCCUGUCGAUACGUGGGACGACCUCCUAGUUUACAUUAUAUCGCAAAAGUUUAGUCCGCGAACGCGCAAUGAAUAG
Messenger RNA from Temnothorax curvispinosus, 453 nucleotides. RefSeq lists its product as uncharacterized. Bases 1 to 453 code for a protein of 150 amino acids. The record is from RefSeq and is a predicted model, not a curated record. The transcript has a single exon. Lineage: Eukaryota; Metazoa; Arthropoda; Insecta; Hymenoptera; Formicidae.